Molecule: messenger RNA, 1252 nt
Organism: Desarmillaria tabescens
Lineage: Eukaryota; Fungi; Basidiomycota; Agaricomycetes; Agaricales; Physalacriaceae
Product: CFS1-like protein
Exons: 10
Coding region: 99-1142 (347 amino acids)
Source: RefSeq, a predicted model, not a curated record
GACCAGAAGAAGCACCUUAUGCCUUCCUGCGUGUUCGAUCAGGUGAAUUUUGGACGAGGAUAGCCCUGUUUACAGACUUGGGUCUCGCAGAGUCCUUCAUGAGUAGCAUCGUCGAUUGUGAUGAUGUAUCGAAACUAGUCAAGUUAUUGAUUCUCAAUCGCGAUUAUCUAUUACGAUCGUUUAGUGGCUUUACGUCCUCUUUACUCGCACGAGGACGAUUCCUCACGUCUUACAAAUUCAUCGGGAACUUGGCCAACUCUAAGGCCAAUAUAUGCGCUCAUUAUGAUCUCGAAGAUGAGCUGUUCCCCGCUUUUCUAAGCCCAGACAUGAGCUACUCUGCGGCCAUCUUCCUCGAAGUAGACGCGGAUCUCAUUGGGAUUCCUGAGGAUACACUAGAAGAUGGCCAGAUGCGGAAAAUGAGGAUGAUACUGCGAAAAGCUGACAUUCGACCGGGAGACCGCGUACUUGAGAUUGGAACGGGCUGGGGAUCGCUAGCUAUCCUAGCAGCCACCACUGUCCCAGGGUGUACCAUUGACACCGUAACCCUUUCUUCCACCCACGCCGCAUUUGUAAGGAACCGUAUCAACGAAGCCGGGCUGUCCGAUUCCAUCGUAGUACACGAAAUGGACUUUCGCGAAUGCUACCUCAAACAGGAAUGGGCUGGAGCCUUUGAUCGUUUCAUUAGCAUAGAGAUGAUCGAGCAUGUGGGUAAGGACUUUCUGGCUGAGUACUGGAAGGUAGUCGAUUGGGCGAUGAAACCAGAUAGUGGAGCGGGGACAGUACAGGUCAUUACUUUCCCGGAAGCGAGAGUCGAGUCAUAUCAUGCAGGAGGUGUCGACUUUAUUCAAAAAUGGUUUUUAUCUCUCCAGAUUUUUCCAGGGGGAUAUAUUCCCAGCCUGUGCGUUCUUAUGGAGGCUAUGAAGAAAGGAAGCUGUGGACGUCUUACAGUCGACUCUAUGGUCAAUAUCGGACCGCACUACGCGCGCACGCUGCGUGAGUGGAAGCGAAACUUUUUAGAUGCAUGGGAAGCCACGAUAUCCCCGGCGCUUGUCCGGAAGUACAAUCUGAGUGCCGCUGAGCAGGAAGUCUUCCGCAGGAAAUGGAUUUGUGAGUUAAAUUUCGAUAUAUACUGGGUGCCGUAGCACUGAUGAAAUACGUAGAUUAUUUCUCUUAUUGCGAAGCAGGGUUUUCUACCCGGAGCUUGGGGGAUCAUAUCGUCACGUUUACCCGCGAGAGAAACAUAUCUCUUCGU